AUGGCUGAAGCGUCACAGCCAUUAGUAUCUCACUCGGCCAGUGACGACCAAAUCGUCUCGGUCAACGAUGACCUCCUUGAAAAUAACGAGAAUCAUCAAGAUGCAUGGUGGACGAUCAAACGGAAACAGGCACGUUCAUUUCAUAUUCCUGUUAAAAUCGAAUAUUUGCAUUCUAUUGCUCGUUGUCCCGGCCCAGUUGAAAUCAAUCGAGUCACCGUCUUCUUCAUCGUACUGGCAUCACAACGCCGAAACGUAAUCCUAAUGAUCUCGGACGGAUUCGGCCCUGCUUCACAAACAAUGGCCAGAAACUAUUACACUGCAAUCCACAAUCUAGCUGCAGGCCAUCAGCUGCCACUUGAUACAAUCCAAGUUGGGAGUGUGAGGACACGCUCAUCUUCUUCGCUCGUCACUGACAGUGCGGCUGGUGCAACCGCCUAUAGUUGUGCUCUCAAAACAUAUAACGGAGCAAUAGGGGUUGAUCCAGAUGAAAAGCCAUGUGGCACUGUAUUGGAGGCUGCCAAGAUUGCUGGAUAUAGGACUGGUCUGGUUGCUACUUCAAGGAUUACGCAUGCUACUCCUGCUUCAUUCUGUACGCAUGUGUCGAGUCGGGAUAUGGAGAAUGAUAUUGCACUACAACUCAUUGGCAAUUACUCAUUGGGUCGAACAGUUGAUUUGGCAUUUGGGGGUGGCCUUUGUCAUUUCUUGCCAAACACGUCAUCAUCCAGCUGCAGAUUCGAUGCACUAGCUAUAUUGAAUAUGGCUGCUUCACGUGGCUGGAAUAUGAUUCUGGAUAAACAUGGAUUUGAUGCACUGAAUCUCAAGUCACCGCUACCGAUUCUAGGACUCUUCACACCGGAUCAUAUGAGCUAUGAAAUCGAUCGAAAAGCUACAAAUUCACAGCCGUCGUUAGCAGAAAUGUCAUCAAAAGCACUAGAAAUACUCUUGACUGCCUCACUAUCAUCCGCAGAUGAAAAGGGAUUCUUCUUGAUGAUUGAAGGAUCACGAAUAGAUAUGGCCGGUCACUCAAACGAUGCCGCUGCUCACGUACUCGAAAUAUUAGCAUAUAAUGAUGCAGUAGAAGUCGUCAAAGCUUUUGUGGACAAGACGCCGAACACGAUUAUGAUUUCUACAUCUGAUCACGAAACUGGUGGUUUAAGUGUUGCCAAACAACUGACAUCGGCAUAUCCAGAAUACAAAUGGAUACCUGAAGCUCUAACAAAAGCCAAAAACAGCACCGAAGUACUAGGCCAGUACCUCGCAUCCACCUUCCCUUCAGGCCCCACAGAAUCUCUGAUACGAGACAUCCUCUCUGAAUGGCUAGGCAUAACAGAUCCGACGCCGGACGAAAUAGCAUAUCUGACUACACCACAUCUCGCAAUCGAAUACGAUUACUUUAUGGGACCCAUGAUAUCGACUCGUGCCAUGCUUGGAUGGAGUACGCAUGGACAUUCGGCUGUUGAUGUGAAUCUGUAUGCGUAUGGGCAUAGAGCGAGUGAUUUGAAAGGGAACAUUGAGAAUACGGAUGUGGGAAGGUUUAUGGAGAGGUAUUUGGGAGUUAGGCUGGAUAGUGUUACGAAGAGGCUGCAGAGUCAAUCAAUAUGGCAUGUUCCAAAAGUUGAUCUUGUGGGACGAGCGCCAUAUCAGGAACUUCAUUAUCAUUCUAAACCGGGCUAUGUGGCUUAG
Molecule: messenger RNA, 1683 nt
Organism: Synchytrium microbalum
Lineage: Eukaryota; Fungi; Chytridiomycota; Chytridiomycetes; Synchytriales; Synchytriaceae
Gene: PHO8B
Product: alkaline phosphatase
Exons: 9
Coding region: 1-1683 (560 amino acids)
Biological process (GO): dephosphorylation
Cellular component (GO): fungal-type vacuole membrane
Molecular function (GO): alkaline phosphatase activity
Source: RefSeq, a predicted model, not a curated record